AUGGCUACACCAGCUGAAAAUGACUCGGGAGAAUCUGCCUCUGGAAGCACUCAGAAAUCACUCAAGCGAGCCUGCGAUUGCUGCAGAAAACGCAAAGUACGAUGCGAUGGAGAGAGCCCUUGUGGACCCUGCCGGAAGGCCACCAUUCGAUGCGCCUACCUCCAAGCGCCAAAGAAGAAGGGGCCGAAAGGUCUCAGAAGUGCCAGAGUGCUGCAUGCGCUGAGAAAGAUCGAUCAAUCUGCAACCCUCACGCCCCAUGGCCCUUUGAGUCCGGCUGCACUGCAUGAUGGCUUCAACCAAUGGUAUGGGAGCUCCUCGUCGUCGCCAAUCAAUAUGCCUACGAGCAGUUCCAUCGAUGGACAAAUGUCGACAAGCACACCUGCCGAACCACUCACGACAGGGUACGGUUAUUACGGGCCCCCAGAACCUCAAAGUCUGGCGAUAGCGCCUCAGACAGAGCCCAGAGUGCUCCCGAUCAACCCAAAUAUGAGCCAUCUCUGGCCAACACCACCUCCUCGUCCACAACACUACUAUGCAACUCCUGCAGAACCACAACCUGCCGUUCCACGGAUACCCAACCAGCGGUUCUUGCCAUACGUUCAGCUUUUCUUCGAGCAUCUCUACUUCAUCAUGCCUGUAGUUGACGAGCAAACAUACCUGGACCCUUACCUGUAUAGCUCAGGGAACUACAUGGCGCCAGAAACAUACGCCUUCCUCUGCGCUUUGUGCGCGGCGACAGUCGUGCAGCUGGACGCGGCAACACCUGUGCCUGAGAUGGAACCCCUACCUGGAAAGCCUGCAUCAGCAUCUGAGAUGUUCAUUGAAGAAUGCCUGAAGGUUAGACGAGAGUUUGACUACAUCGGCAAUCCCACCACUGUCACGGUCAUGACUAGCUUCUUCGUCUUUGCCUACUAUGGUAACAAGGAGAAUAGCGAGAAGGCAUGGCACUACUUACAAGAGUCAAUCUCAUUCGCGGAAAACCUGGAUAUGGAUGACGAAGUUUCCAUGCUAAAGCUCGACCCUGUCGAAGCACAAUGGAGGCGGCGGUUGUAUUGGUUACUCUUCAUCACAGAAAGAGCAUACUCGAUACAACGCCGUAAGAAUUGUCGAUUACAUCCUACCAUCCAACUACCCCUAGCCUUCGACCAUGAAGAUCCCCGCCUCCUUCACGGCUUCGUCAACCUUGCCCACCUCUUCUCCGCCAUCGACGACAACUUUGUCAGCAUAUGGAAGGGCAGCGCGCGCCGGAAAGCUCUGUGCUCAGAACCUUGGCUAGCCGAAACCCAACGAUCGCUCGAUACUGUCGCCCACUCGCUUUCCGACAUAACAGAAACCGCUCGGAUAGAUAUCAGUGUGUCGAGGGAGUGGCUACACGUCUUGGCCUGGCAGAUGGGUGUGAGCAACGGAUUGGUCUGCGACAAAGGGACAGCUGGUACUGGAAGACUGGAUUACCCCAUCGAACUCGCACGACGCACAGUCAACAUCACCGAACGAGCGAAUCCUCUGGCUCUAGACUCACAUGGCAUCGGCAUGGAACAAAAGCUCUCAGAUAUCGCUGGCUGCCUCGCCGACGUAUUACAUGUAUCCUCUGGCGACACGUCGGACACGAUACUCGCCGGCCGCCAAUAUCUGCACUUGAUGCUCAACAAACUUUCGAUGAUGAGGGGAAAAGAAUCAAGGUAUCUCAGACCUCUGGUUGCAAAAGCAGGAGACAUUUUGGAUAGUGGUGUACCUCGCAGUAUGACAUUACCCGCACCGGGUUUCCAAGGCAAGAUGGAGGAACAGGAAAGUAAUGGACGGAUCGAUGAAGGAUUACAAUGGGCGGCCGCGGCGCCACGAUGA
Messenger RNA from Aureobasidium pullulans EXF-150, 1842 nucleotides. RefSeq lists its product as uncharacterized. Gene Ontology annotation, molecular function: DNA-binding transcription factor activity, RNA polymerase II-specific; DNA binding; zinc ion binding. The coding region runs from base 1 to 1842 and encodes 613 amino acids. The transcript has 2 exons. The record is from RefSeq and is a predicted model, not a curated record. Lineage: Eukaryota; Fungi; Ascomycota; Dothideomycetes; Dothideales; Saccotheciaceae. Gene Ontology annotation, biological process: regulation of DNA-templated transcription; DNA-templated transcription.